AUGUACUGUCAGUUCCGUUCAUCGUUUACAGUCGACCCGACUACGGGCGUCUACACAGCAGGCAUCCUAUCUCCCACAGGCAUACCCACGGAUCCUCCCCUGACGUCGUAUGGAAAGGAGCAGGCGAAUGAGCUGGCAGAUUACCUUCUAAACAUUGACCCGCCUGUUGAUCGUAUCGUCUCUAGUCCGUACUACAGGUGCCUGCAGACGAUCGAGCCAUUUGUAGUGAAGCGUAAUGAAACCAGGGCUGUCUCGACAAAAGACGCCCAGGGCGCAAUAGGCUCUGCAGACGACUUGGCAAAGAUUGAGGUAGAGUCGGGUAUUGGUGAAUGGUUUGGUCAUGCUCCUUGGGAACAUCCAGCUCCUGCGCCUUUGGGCCAACUGCGGAAGCUGUUUCCCGAUAUUGAUGACAGCUAUCGCUCCCUGGUGACGCCACCCAGGAACGGCGAGACUCUUGCGCAGCUGCAUGAUCGAGUUGCCACUGCCGUAGACCGCAUUGUAACACAGUGUGAUCGUGAGGGCAAGAAGGCGGUGGUGCUUUGCACACAUGCAGCUGUCGUGAUUGCAUUAGGCAGAGUUCUCACAGGAAAUAUGCCGGAUAAUGUCGAAGUGGAGGACUUUGCUGCAUAUACUUGCGGACUAAGCAAAUACCGGCGGAGAACAGGGGUCACGCGCUCCGAGAGUCUUGAUCAAUCGGCUUUGACGGAGAUACCAGAGUGGAGGGGAGGAAUCGGCAUUAGCGGCGGCUGGACGUGCGAGGCGGACUCUGAUUGUUCUUUCCUCAAUGGAGGACCAGAGAGAGGCUGGCGGUUCGCAGGUGAUGAGUCCUUCAGCGCUGUCGAAGGUCACAGCCUGGCAGGAUCUGGAGCCGGUCUGGGAGUGGACGUCGAAGGGCCGGGAUCCAGGGCAAGUAGAAAGCAGCAACAACAACAAUCAGCGAUCUUGGACGCCUCUAAGCUCUAA
Molecule: messenger RNA, 963 nt
Organism: Pestalotiopsis fici W106-1
Lineage: Eukaryota; Fungi; Ascomycota; Sordariomycetes; Amphisphaeriales; Sporocadaceae
Exons: 3
Coding region: 1-963 (320 amino acids)
Source: RefSeq, a predicted model, not a curated record